Molecule: messenger RNA, 4471 nt
Organism: Thunnus maccoyii (southern bluefin tuna)
Lineage: Eukaryota; Metazoa; Chordata; Actinopteri; Scombriformes; Scombridae
Gene: ppp1r26
Product: protein phosphatase 1, regulatory subunit 26
Exons: 5
Coding region: 277-3819 (1180 amino acids)
Biological process (GO): negative regulation of phosphatase activity
Molecular function (GO): protein phosphatase inhibitor activity
Source: RefSeq, a predicted model, not a curated record
GGUCCACGCUUGGCUGGACCCAGGGUUUAAGGAAGCUUGUCCGCCCGGCCGGCAGUCAGAGGGGGACUCGACGGCGAGAGCUUCGGGAGGUUGUGUGAGCCGGUGACGGACGCCGAAAUAUCUCCACGACGGCUCACCUAGCAUCCUAAAUCAACGCAGCAAUGAACAAACUCUUUCUGUAGCGGUCGUUUUGUGUCAUAUCCAGAUUGAACAAUGUGAUUGUUCUUGGAGGCAGCCGCACUCCUAUGGUCCAGGACCUCACCUUACUUCACUAGAAUGUACUUGAUGAAUGUACCUCCUGUCGCAGCGACUCACACAGAAUGGAGAAAAUGUGGCCCACCUGGAGGCUAUAGCCUUCCAAUCUGCUUCAAUGACUCUGACACUGAGUUGUCCACCAGAGGCACACCUAUCUCGGAUAAGGUCCAGAUGAUCAUAGAGAGUCUAAGGAGCACCCAGUCCUCACUCGAGAUGGGCGACGAGAUCGAGGGAAAUGUGCUAUCAGGACAGGAAGGUCAUCCCCAAGUCUGCAAGGUUGCAGUGGGUUCUUUUGUAGGAGCCAAGUCCAAAACUAAAGGUCCCACUGAAAACCAGCAGGCAGGUGUUUCCUCCCCAAUCAACCAUGAGAGCAGUGACUCUGACAGCGAUGAUUCUGUGGACAGAGGAAUUGAGGAGGCAAUACUGGAAUACCUGAAGGAAAAGGAUGAUCACAAACGCAAGGCGGAACCAUGCACCACUUUCCUCCAAACAUCCAAAAUUCCCAGGAAAAACCCACCUAUUCCUGAGGUUUCCAAACAGAACUCUGACAGCAAUACAUUUUUGAUUGCAAGCAACCAGUUUCCAAAAAGUGUCAAAGCUGAGACCCCCACAGCACCAGCUGUCAUACCUAUAAAAAAGUAUAUCAAAAACAAGGCCUUUCUUAAUGACAACACGGUUAAGAAAUUGGAGUCAAAUAAAUCAGCCAAAAGUUUACAAUUGGCCAAAGAGCAGGCAAAGAGCCCUUCAAAAACAAUCGACCUCCUUAACAAAAUAAAGUCCCCAGUCACAGUUAAGGAGGAGGAAGAUUCAAAUGAUUCCAGUAGUGAUGAUGGCAUCGAGGAGGCCAUUCAAAGAUAUCAGUUGGAGCAAAAGGAGCAGCAGAACAGAAGGGAAGCAUUCAAGUCGCCUGCAUUCGAAGAGGAGUCUGACUCUACAAGUGAUGAUGGGAUUGAGGAAGCUAUUCGCAGCUACCAGCUUGAGCAGCUGAAAGAGAAGAGCGUCCUGAAACCGUUCUUACACAAGCAAAAGCCCAUAAGUAAGUCAUUAAUACAGGCUGUUGGAAGUACAAGCACGGAAAACAUGAAGAAACACAAAGUGAGAAAGAAAAAGAACAGAGCAGAGAGAGAAGUGAAAUCUGUUCUACCUCCAUCUGUUUUCAUACCCAAGAACACACUUUCUGACAGCCAGAGAGGUAAAGGGAAUGGAUUACUUUCACUGAAAGUUGAAAGUUUUAAGGAGCAACCUACACCUGCUCCUCCAAAGGCCAAUACAACUGCAGAGCUCAUGUGUGCUGAGGCAAUAUUGGACAUCUCAAAGACUGUUAUGCCUGUGACCUUCCAACAUAGUGUCGGCCUGAGCAGCUGUGCCCGCAACGAAACUUCCUUGCAGUCUUCACUUCCUGACAACUGCCCAGAUGAUGAAAGUGACGAAAGCUCUAUUGACAGCGAAGAUGGGAUUGAGCAAGAAAUCAGGAAAUUUCUUGAGCAGAAGGCACAGAUGCACAACAAGCCACCCAGCUCUGCUGUGACUCAAGAGCCAAAAAGUAUGAACGAACCAGAGAAGAUGAAAACAAAACAAGUUGCAACCCAAAAGAAACCUCCAAGAUUGUCCUUGACACAGAGAAGAAAACACAAAGAGGAAAACUGUAGUGUUUCCAACGCAUCAGGGAUAGAUGAUGUUAAAGAUACAGCCCCUAAACCUUUACAUGAGCAUAGACAAGAAUCAAGCCCAUUGGUAUCUUCCCAGAGAAGUCAAACACAGCCAAUAACUGGAUUACACAACACAGAUCAAAGUGGAGACAAAAGCAGCUCACUUGACAGUGAUGAGGACUUAGACACAGCUAUAAAAGACCUGCUCAAGACAAAAAAGAAGUCAAAGAAAAAGACAAGAGACUUAAAGCGGAAAUCAAGGAAGUGCCUCAAGGAGGAAAAACCACUGCUAGCGAAUGCUUUACAGGCCAAAAAGUUAAAACCUGAUCCUAUUUCCAAGCGUAGUGCUUUGAAAAAGGUUCAAAAGAGUAAAGAUGACAUGAGAGACAAGUCUACAUUGAGUAAAAAGACAAUUUUGCAACAUAAACAAACUAGCAAGAGUAAAGAGCAUAACAUGCAUGAGGAUGAAACAGAGAAAUUGAAAGGGACUGAGGGUCAAGACACCCCACUGCUAUACAAUGCUCAGACUCAGACAGCUCUUCAGAUAAAGGAAGACAGCAGUUCAGUAGACAGCGAUGAUAGCAUUGAGCAAGAGAUCAGAAGGUUUCUGGCUGAAAAGGCCAAAGUUUCCACUGCAGAGAAAAGUAAAGACGGAGAGGUGUCAAGGAAUGGUACUGUCAUGGUUGGUACCCCACUUCAAGAUGAAGACAGUAAACAGGAAAAUCAGCUGGCUGAAAUUCCAAGGAAAAGUAUCACUCCCCUUUCUGGACGAUCUCCUCUGAGUAGUCCCGAAAGUAAACCACCUCAAGAUAGGCCGCAACUUCCAACGCCACUGAGUCUGCCGCCAGACAACUCUAUCUAUUCUGUCAGUGCACAAUCAUGUCUAUCCUCAGUCCAGUCCUGCAGCCCCAGUCUUUUGGAGCCAGCAGACGGGGCAGGGGUUGCUAGAUCUGAGCAAAGGUGGCCUUCAACUGGGAGAGGUGAUAUCCAGGAUGUCACUCCACAGAUGGAGAGAGUUCGGCCAGUUUUGAAUCCCAACAUUGCUCAUUCUCGCUCUGAGUCAAUCAAGUGGCGCCAGAGCCUUGGACUCCCCACUAGUGACAAAAGGACUCUCAGUCGAACUCCAUUCCAUAUCACCUCGUCUAAGAUCAGCGAGACUGCAUCAGAAAUUCCUCCAUAUCAAGGUCGGGGCAUCGACCUCAAAUCGCAGACUCCAGUCACUGUUUGGUCCUCUGCAAGGACCAGCAGAGCACCUUUCACCUGCUCUACAGAGAAAACUGUAAAUACCACGUUUCGACCGCCUGUUUUGAAUCUUUUUUCCGCUGCCAGGGAGCUCCCAGGAAUGUCAUUUACACGGAGCUUUGCGCCUGGCCACAGUUCGCAGUGCCCUAUAGAAGAAGAAACAGAGAGUAUGGUGCACAUGUCUAAAGACAAGAGCGUGUUUGUCGAACUGGAAUCUGAUAGGACCAAUCAUGUCCAGGUCAGAAGCAGGGAAAGGAGCGAGGGAAAGGAGAGAGCGAACUUGCUAAGUGAGAUAAAAAGAGAGGGCGAGAGCAUGAAGAUAGAUGAUAAAGAAGUACAUCCAGAAAGAACAGAGGAAGAAUUUAUAGAUGAGGCAGAUUGUGAGUCAGACAACAGGAGAAAUCCAGAGAAGAAGCAGGGCUUUUCCACAUUGUCUUUGUCCAGUGCCAUUGACCCUGGCAUCACCUUCAGACCUUGCAUAGCUCUUACCACAGAGGAGAGAAGCAGGACGUUCAACAGGAAGUACCUGACUGAUAAAUACAAGAAGGCGACAGCUGCUCUGAGUAGUGUUUUCGUGCAGAAGAAGACUGUGCAACAUGUCAAAAGAAAGCUUCAGUUCAUUUCGGUGAACAGGAGAAAUGAAGCGCCGACCCUGCACAACAUAAAUAAAUAAAAAGUAAUUAUGCAUUUGAAACAUUCAUGUGUUUGAUAUUACAACAUGAGGGCUGUUUUUGAUAAUUAUUUUGAAUUUUGUAAAGUUUUUGUUUCUGUAAGGUUGGAUGUUUCAGGAUAAUGGCAAUUUUUCAUUUUGGAUUUGACCUUUUUUAACUUUUUCUUUUAGUUGGGAUUUUGGAAAAAUCGUUUAUGCCAUGUUUUGUAAUGUUACAAUUUAUAUAUUAAGGACAUUCUACAAAAUAUAUAACAUUAAAUGGCAGAAAGUUUUUGUUCAAAUAGAUGAGGACAAUUCUUUGUCUUUUUUUCCCCUUGUUUUGAACCAUUAAGUGAACCCUAAAUUCCAGGAACUGCCUGAAUAUUCUGCCAUUUUUCUUGACUUUAUUGUCUUAUUGUUGUUGUCUCUUUUCAUGUUGCUCGUGAAAAAUCAGAGUUCAGAGAGGUUUCAGGCUUUCAAGUUAGUUGCAGUUCUUAAAAACUCAUAUUUGCUCACCCUGUACCAGAGAGAUAGCAUCAACAUUUUGUCAUAAUACAGCUGUUGUUAUUGUAAGAAGAAUAUUUGUUCUAUAUAAGGAGAUGUUGCGUAACAUUAACACUUGUAAUGUUAGUAGGAUUGUAUUUAUAAAUAAAGUUGUUAAAUGAAAAAAAAAUCA